CGCUUUGGGUAUAGUAGAAGGUGCUCAGCGGAGAGAAACUAGGCAGGCGCAGACACCUUCACGCACCGAGCAGCGGUUUGUUUGGCGGCCGGGACCCGAUCCUUUAAAACCAUGCUGGAUUGACUGCGGAGAGGCAACUCCAAUCAAUGGCUUGGCUUUGAAAUCGUUUCAAAUUUAUUGGAAAGGAGCGCGAGAUAGAGCGACAGAGGGAGAGGGAGAGAGAGGGAGAGCGAGAGAGUGGCGCGAGGGGUGGAAAUAAAGAUCCUUUCAACGAUGGAGCUGACAAUGGAAAACAUCGGAAAUCUGCACGGUGUAUCUCACUCCCAUCAAACCAGCGACUUAAUGAACUCCCCGCACGCGCGCCAGUCGUCGGCGUCGCAUCGGAACUUGGUGUCGCACGGGCGGUCAGCCAUGGUGUCCAGCAUGGCCUCGAUACUGGAGGGAGCGGGGGACUAUCGCCCAGACCACGCUUUGUCUGGCCCCCUGCAUCCGGCUAUGACCAUGUCGUGCGACUCCGGGAUGAGCCUGAGCAGCACCUACACAACGCUGACGCCGCUACAGCACCUGCCCCCCAUAUCCACGGUCUCGGAGAAAUUUCACCAUCCACACCCGCAUGCUCACCACCAUCCAGCACACCAGAGACUUGCAGCUGGGAAUGUCAGCGGCAGCUUCACCCUGAUGAGAGACGACCGAAGCCUCGCCUCUAUGAGUAACCUCUAUGGCCACUACCCCAAAGAUAUGUCCGGGAUGGGGCAGCCCUUGUCGCCCCUGUCCAACGGGCUCGGGUCUUUGCACAGCUCCCAGCAGACUCUCAGCGCUUACGGUCCCGGAGCUCACCUCUCCAACGACAAGAUGCUCUCCACGGGGGGGUUCGAGUCUCACGCAGCCAUGCUGUCCAGGGGUGAAGAGCACUUGGCCCGCGGUCUCGGGGGUCACGGGGGCGGGCUAAUGACCUCCUUGAACGGUAUACACCAUCACAGCCAUCCGCACUCUCAGGCAAACGGAUCCAUGCUCUCAGACCGAGACAGGCAGACGGUGGUGGGAGGCGGGCAAGGUGCUGGGUCAGGGCAGGUGGAAGAGAUAAACACCAAGGAGGUGGCACAGCGAAUAACAGCAGAGCUCAAGCGCUACAGCAUCCCCCAGGCCAUCUUUGCUCAGAGGAUCUUGUGUCGGUCCCAGGGAACUCUGUCUGACCUGCUGCGGAAUCCUAAACCUUGGAGUAAACUCAAGUCGGGCCGAGAGACGUUCAGGAGGAUGUGGAAGUGGCUCCAGGAGCCCGAGUUCCAGCGGAUGUCAGCGCUGAGGCUUGCAGCCUGCAAGCGCAAAGAACAGGAGCAACACAAGGACCGCAACACGGCGCCCAAGAAACAGCGUCUAGUCUUCACUGACCUGCAGCGCCGCACACUCAUCGCAAUCUUCAAGGAGAACAAGCGUCCAUCCAAGGAAAUGCAGAUCACCAUCUCCCAGCAGCUCGGCUUGGAGCUCAGCACCGUCAGCAACUUCUUCAUGAAUGCUCGCCGCCGCUGUGUGGACCGCUGGCACGAUGACCACGGUACCAGCCCCGGGCAGCCAGGCACCUCUGCCACCACCUUCUCCAAGGCCUGAGAGAAGCAGGAGAGGGCCUUCGGCGGGCCGAGGAACCAGGCCGGAACAACAGGCGACGCUGGAAAUUCCCUGCGAAGCCUGUCUGUAACAGCCCUGCCUGGCCCGGAGCGCCUGAAGGUGUCCUCUACACGAUAUAAAAAUCCUUUGUGCCAUGCAAUCAUCUUCUACGUCAGUUAAAAUUUCAAGCUCUCACCUGAAACAAGCAUAAUCUAAAAAGGUGAAGUGUGAAGUCAGGUCCACUCUGCAUUUCUCACAUACAAGGACAAUCAUUGAUUUUGUCUUUUUUUUUUCCUUCUUUUUUGAGAGAAAAUACUUUUUAUGGCAUCUGACAAAGCAAAGCGACACCAAAGAUUUGACGUUUCUGUUGGGCGGUAUCUACAUGAUGCUGGCCUCCUCCUUCACCACCCAAGUAGCCACUGAUUCUGCUUUUUCCUCUUAACUCACCUCCUUUGUGUCUGCCUCCUCACUGUUUCCCACACACACACACACACACACACACACACACACACACACCGGCACACGGAAGCAACAAGGGCAAAAGAACGGCAAUAAAUCUGAAAACAGAACAGCACAUAGCCUUAUUAUCAGAGCCCCAUCCUGCACACACACAAGGCCGUCAUGAAGAAAACAACGCAGCCCAUGAAAAAAACAACAAGGCUUUCCAGUUCUCUGCCUCUACCUCCCCCCUCCUCCUCCUCCUCCUCCCGCAGUCUCCUUCAUUCCUCAGCCAAAGGUAUUCCCUGAUGGCCAGCCAUUUCAGAGAGCAGCUCGGCCUGAUCAUACGGCAAACUAAUGAAUUGAAAAAUGAAUCGAUGCAGACAGAGAGGGAGCGAGGCCUUGACCCCCUCAUGAAGGUGAAACUCAAGACACUCGCCAGUAGAUACUCAGGUCUUCCAGGCCCAGGUCUCGUAUAUUUUUUGCACAGAUGUUGGGAGGCCUGCAGGGAGACGUGUCGUUGUUACUCUUAGCCUGAGCCCAGAGUCUGCGUUUCUCUGACCAACGGGAGAGGCGGGUGAGAUGUCUGGACAUGCUCUUUGUUCUGCUGGGAGCUUUUCCUCUAAUCAAUAACUGAGAACCGAACGAUGACAACAACACGCUCGGGCAUCCAGCCAACUACAUUACAGCUGCAUAGGAAAAGCAGAAUGUAAGAGGAGCACAUGAGACCCAGUGGAGAUGGGGACACAAAGGCCUCACUACAGCAGCAGCAGCAGCAGCAUUAGCAGCAUCAGCAGCAAGCACACCUCGCCAGCCUUGCCUGCGCUGGCAGAGCAACAGUGCCCCCUGCUGUUGAAAGCAGAGACCUGCAUCCAGCAGAGCAAGGGGGGUUCAGAGUGGAGAAGAGGGAGGGAAGAGCCACUAGAUGCUGAGGAGAAGUCAUGGCACAACACAUUCAGGCCUCGCAGCUCUUUGAAGGCAGAUCAAUAGCUAACCAUUAUCCUAUUGUUGUUCCUCAUCCAACCAGCACUGGUGAAGCCAGAGGAGGGGGAUGGUUAGCCUGAAUGCUGAAAAUGCAGGGAUUUUGCAAAGGCAGGGAUUUAUUUGGGCAAUCCAAACGGAAUACAAGAAAAUUACACAAAGAGAGGAGGGGGAAAGUACAACAGAGUAAAAUGUAACAGAAAGGCAUCCUAAGUAAGACACAUCAGUGGUGCAGUGGAGGUUUCAUUUAGAUUCGUUUUCAGAGGUUUUAUGAAAUCAUUGAUUUUCCAUUCAUUCAUUUCAUCUGCUUGCAGAAAAAAAAAAGAAUUCAACAGAUGUGAUUUCUGUCAAACCUGGUUAUUCCCACACAAGGGUUAUCAGUAGCUAGCCCAAAGCUAAACACCACACUCAGCUGUUAAAAUGCUACAACAAUUAGUGCCAAUGCUUACUGCCUUAAUGCGAGUCAGAGAAAACGGUGCGAUGGUUAACACACGGUUACAGUGCGCCCUGCAGGUGAUGGGCGGUGUGUGCCAUAGCGCCCAACAAUCAGCUUUUAACUGAAUGAAAUUAUACUUUUUUAGUAAAAGAAAAGAAAAAAACAAGAAUCUGAUUUUAAAGGCAAACAAUAACCAAACCUCAAAUGAGAAAGACACCAAACAUACAGUGCAACACAAAAUGUUUCCAACGCAUAACUGGACACAUUUUGAAGCAGAAGAAAAUCUCUCAUUCUAUCUUUGGUUCUCUACCUCCUCUGUCCCUCUAACCCCAUUUCCCCCUCCAACCCCUCGCCCCCUUCCUCUCUAUAUUGAUGCGGGUAUUUAAUUAGUACCAUAGACACAAAGUUUCUAUUUCUUGUUACUAUUGUGCUCUGUUGUGCAUAAGUAAGGCACCUUGUUGAUAAAUCAAAAACAAAAAAAGGAAGGACUUUUUAAAAGGAAAAAAAAAAGAAGGAUGCAAGGACUGAGGCCAACGAAGGACGUGGUUUUGUUUCUUUUUCUUUUUUGCAUUCGGUGUGAAUAUAGACCUGCAGGACAUUUACCACAAGAACGAGAAAAGACAAGAGAAACAGGGAGCUGCUGAAGAGAAGAAUAAAUGACAGACACUUUCUCUCCUUUGGCAUUUCGUGUCGGAACUGUGGUACUCUCAGCCCCCCCGCCCCUUUAAAGCUGAGCCCUGAGGAUGGGGUAAAAUUAAGAGGGACAAAACAUGACCUCCAAAUGUCCUGGCUGACUCGCUAUGUUUUAUUGGAGGGUGGGGUGGUGGUGGCGCGGGGCGUUUACGCUUGGGACUCCGUAGUUAUCUGUGUGGUCUUAAGAUGCAACUGUAGCAUUUCCAACAAUGUAGUCAGAUUAGCAGUGCAGAUUAGAUAAGAGGUGGUCAUUGUAGAGGAGCUGAUCAGGAGGUACUGACUAACUUCACGUUGCUGUAAGCAGUGAGUUAACGUCGCCAAAGGAUGAUGAGCUUAAAUUGACUUGUGGUAUACAGUUCAGUGAGCAUAGAUAAAUAGCUAGAUUCAGCUUUAGGAAUGACACUGACAAAAUGACGUUUGUAGUAGUGAGAACCAAUGUGGCUACCUCACUAAGCUGAGUGGUUUGUGAAACCGCCACUAAUACCAAAGAUACUGCAGCCUACCAGUCACAAACUGCCUAGGGGGACACAAACCAAAAAAACGAGAGCCCCCCCUCUUUGCCCCAAACUGUUACAAACACACUGAUGAUAUUACGCACACACACACGCACACACACACGUUCCUACUAACAGCGCAGUCAGACUGCAUUGUGCCACAUAGGAGGAGGUGGCUGCCUUGCAGACAGAGUUGAGUGCCUUUUCCCUUCAACCACGGGUGGGACUGCACUGGACACACACCCACACACCCACACACACACACAGAUGCAUGCAUAUAGAGGCAUACCCACUUACAAGCGUGUGCUCACACAGACAAUGCACCCAUAAUUGGAUGGACAGAAAGGGGGGCCAAAGAGAGGGACACAGAGUGGGGGCUGUGUCAGCAUUUUCUCCCAUAUUGACUUUCCAUCUUGAUACACUAGAAUACAAGCACUUUAUCAUGUAGAAAGUCUAUAAAACAUUUUCUAUACGCUAUUUAUUUGAAACAAAAUUAUAUGUUACUCCUUAAUCUGUCGGAGUCUUCGUUGCCGUAUCGUCGAUCUUCUGCUAGCUCUCAGCCUUCGUGUUUCUCUUUUGCUUUCCGCCCGGCCUGCUUACGCUCUCGGCCGCUUUACCUUCCUCACAUCAGAGAUAUUUUUGUGUAACAGAGAAAGAGAAGGGUAAAGAGGCGGCGGCUGUAAGCACCCAGAGGGCUGUUGUUAUAAAAUCUUAAAUGCCAAACGGCUUUCUUUCUCCCCACUGCGUGCAAGCACAGAGGCUGCACUGGAAAAAGUGUGGAAGACUCGCUGACAGUUUAUAGACACACACUCUCUCCUCCCUCCCUCCACCUUGUCUGUCCAGUCAACUUUCCCCCUGGCUAGUGCUAGGACUUGGUAGGCGUGUGUUGACAAUUAAUUCUGAAAUACCUCAAAAACCUUUCAUGUAAACUUUAUGUAAUUUAAACUGAAAAUAAUACUGCUAAUGAUAACAAUGAUUAUGAAAGUAUGAUACUAUGAUAGUUAGUUUUGGAACUUGUGACUUGAAGCUUUAUACUGUUAAAUUCCUUUUAUUCGUUUGCUUAUUUUUCUCGUACGUUCUCUCGUUUGUUUUUUGCUACGGCAUGUACUUACUGUUUUCAUAAAGGAAAAGACAUUGUGAAUGUUUCUGUGGAGGGUCACGCGAGAAAAGAAGAGACAGAAGAGAAGGCGAGAAUAGAGGGAGACGAGCGAGAGCUGCUCGCUUCAGAUGUUUAGUUCAAAGCGCUCUCACAGACGCCUACAUUCAAAGAAACAACAAAAAAAAAAGAAAGAAAGAGAGAAAGAAAUGACAAAAAAUGUGAUUUGGGUUGAAUUAUAAACCAAAAAUUUGAUGUUAAACCAAAGGAGGAAUAACCUUAUAUCCAUUGUUAGCUUUCUUCUGCCUUUCAGUUGUCUUUUCUCUGAAAAAACAAAAAGAAAAAAAAAAACAGUUUCACAGUUACUUCUGAAGGUUCCUGGGUGUGUUCAAGUGCUCCUGAUGUUCUUAGAAUAUUAAAGACCAGCACCUCCUGUUGAAAAGAAGGUGCACUUUUUUUUUUUCUUUUGUGCAUGGAUAUUGUAUAACUGUAUAGAAACCAACAGGAAUGACCUGUGAUUUUGUGGGGAGAGGAGGAGGAUGGAAAGA
Neolamprologus brichardi is the source of this 6288-nucleotide messenger RNA. RefSeq names its product one cut homeobox 3a (gene onecut3a). Gene Ontology annotation, cellular component: nucleus. Gene Ontology annotation, molecular function: RNA polymerase II cis-regulatory region sequence-specific DNA binding; DNA-binding transcription factor activity, RNA polymerase II-specific. Lineage: Eukaryota; Metazoa; Chordata; Actinopteri; Cichliformes; Cichlidae. Gene Ontology annotation, biological process: regulation of transcription by RNA polymerase II. The record is from RefSeq and is a predicted model, not a curated record.